Messenger RNA from Trametes versicolor FP-101664 SS1, 1080 nucleotides. RefSeq lists its product as uncharacterized. Gene Ontology annotation, molecular function: protein binding. The coding region runs from base 1 to 1080 and encodes 359 amino acids. The transcript is spliced from 2 exons. The record is from RefSeq and is a predicted model, not a curated record. Lineage: Eukaryota; Fungi; Basidiomycota; Agaricomycetes; Polyporales; Polyporaceae.
AUGUCCGAAGACGUCGAAAGGCACUCUGAGCUCUACUACCCUACAGGAGAUGUCGUACUUCGCGCUGCUCUCCCAUCCGCCCAAGGCGGCGCGCCCAGAUUUCAGAUGUUCAGGGUCCACAAAGUAAUCCUAGGCCUUCAAUCUGACGCCUUCUCAAACUUGUUCGCCGACGCGUCUGCUGGUCUUGGGCCGACCUAUGACGACGUGCCGAUGGUGGAGAUGCCGGACAGGGCGGAAGAUCUAUCAGGUCUUCUUGAUUGCGUUUACCACCCAUCCCAUUACUACCUUUCUCGGCGGACUCGGCGCUACAAGACCGCGCUCGAACUGAGCGGUAUCGUUCGCCUUGCGGACAAAUACCUGCUCGACUCUCUCCGAGCCAACCUCGUGCAGAGAGUCAUCGAUGAAUGGCCCAAAGAUCUCCUCGAAUGGGACAUACGUGAAGCGGAGCUCGAGAAGAUCAAGACGGCCAUCAUGUGCGGAUCGUCGGAGCAGAGCCAGCACUUCAUGGACUGCAUGCCCGAGCCCGCGUCCGCAAUCAUGUUCGCCGAGGAGUUCGGAUGUCACGAAGUACUCCCCGCUGCGUUUUGUUCCCUCGCACGCGUCAACGUCCAUGACAAGUGGGAAGACAUCCCUGCGGACGGCGGCUACACAAGCAUGCUUUUCGCCAGAUGGACACUGUUGGAUAGCAAGAACCUCUUGCGGUUCAUCCGCGGGUGCGAUCAUCUGGACAACCAUCACGCGAUGAUUUCACGGUCCAUCCAGAAUGGGUUGAUGCUCAGUCCUUCCUGCGUCCCUUGGUGGACGUCGGAGAAGCCCUUGGACCCCUCCCGCGCUCGUGACGAUGAACCAUACCCGUGUCUCCGCUUUAUCAAGAGGCUGCGAGACGCCGCUUGGACCUACGAACGCGACCCAAUGGGCGGGUUCCAGAAACUUCUCGACCGCACAAACGCCCCGAGGCCUUCGGAUGCCUUCUUGCGCGACCUCUGCGCGCCCUGCCAUGGCGCGUUCCGCCAUUGGGUCCUGGAUCAGCGCGAGAGCUUGUGGGAACAGAUUCCGCACAUCUUCGAGCUCGAACAGUAG